Messenger RNA from Dicrocoelium dendriticum, 279 nucleotides. Lineage: Eukaryota; Metazoa; Platyhelminthes; Trematoda; Plagiorchiida; Dicrocoeliidae. The record is from the annotation of a GenBank genome assembly.
AUGUCAGAAAUUACAAGUCGAGAAACCGCACAGACGCCGAAUAUGAACCUCGAACCUUACAGUCAAAUUGAAGAAUUAAAGCGACGCCACGAAGGUUUGUUUCAACUCGGUUUUGGAUGCUACCGGAUAGACAGAUUGGAGCUGAACCUCAAACCAGACGCCAGACCAGUUUUUAGAUCUAAACGUCCAGUUCUGUACACAACCCAAUCACUAUUGAAGUCUGAGUUAAAUAGUCUGCAGUCGGAAGGCAACAUCGAGCGCGUACAUAAAUCAGAAUAG